Messenger RNA from Megalops cyprinoides (Indo-Pacific tarpon), 1854 nucleotides. Its product is annotated as claudin-19-like. NCBI's taxonomy places the organism in Eukaryota, Metazoa, Chordata, Actinopteri, Elopiformes, Megalopidae. Gene Ontology annotation, cellular component: plasma membrane; bicellular tight junction. Gene Ontology annotation, molecular function: structural molecule activity. The coding region runs from base 568 to 1224 and encodes 218 amino acids. The transcript has 5 exons. The record is from RefSeq and is a predicted model, not a curated record. Gene Ontology annotation, biological process: cell adhesion; bicellular tight junction assembly.
ACUCCGAGGAGAAAGCUAUGUGGUUGCUACAAAGCAUUUCUUCGAAAGACAGCUGCUGUGGACACUGAGAGGAACUUCUAGAGGAGCCGAGAAAGCAGCAGGUAGGAGGGCCUCUUACAGACGUGCAGCUGGGAGAGCCUGCUCCGGUCUAAAUGAAGGCCAGCCCUCACGUCUCCAGCCCGCUGAAAUUAGGGGGAAGAGAGGAGACUUUCAGAUGACAGGGAGUUCUGGUGCCACAAGCAACACAAAGAGGGACUGGCCAUUAAUGAGAGAGGCUGCAAGAAGAGCCUGUGCAGACUGAGCCACGCUCUGCUCUCUCUGGGUUCGGUGCAAAUCAGUUCAGCUCAGAGGUCGAAGGAAACGGGAGACAGGGCAGUUCCGCAGGCGUGAAAACGCUCCUAUAGAGACACGUUAUAUUUCUGCCAAAAGGGAGGACCUCUUUUUUUGUUGCUGUCUGUUUUCUUUUGUGUGUUGCUUUGUCUGUGAGAAGAAGCGGACUCAAGCUGUUCUCUACUCUAAAAUAACCAGGCGGGACAAAGUAAGAAGAGAAGGAAGAAGAAGUGAAAAAUGGCCAAUUCUGGAUUCCAGCUUCUGGGGUAUUUCUUGGCUCUGGGUGGGUGGAUUGGCAUCAUUUCGACCACAGCUCUGCCACAGUGGAAGCAGUCGUCAUACGCUGGCGAUGCUAUCAUUACAGCAGUGGGCCUCUACGAGGGGCUUUGGAUGUCCUGUGCCUCGCAGAGCACAGGGCAGGUGCAGUGCAAGGUGUUUGACUCCUUGCUGUCACUGGACGUGCACAUCCAGACAUGCCGUGCCCUGAUGGUGGUGUCGGUGCUGAUGGGCUUCAUCUCCAUCAUCGUCAGUGUGGUGGGCAUGAAGUGCACCAGAGUGGGGGACAACAACCCCCAGAUCAAGGCCCGCAUUGCCGUGUCUGGAGGCGUCCUUUUCCUUCUUGCAGGGGUCUGCACACUGGUCUCUGUCUCCUGGUAUGCCACACAGGUGUCCUACCAGUUCUUUAAUCUCAACACACCUGUAAACGCCAGGUUCGAGUUUGGCUCAGCUCUGUUUGUGGGGUGGGCAUCAGGUAGCCUGACUAUGCUGGGGGGAUCCUUCCUGUGUUGUUCCUGCCCCACCGACGAUAGAAGAGGGCAACAGUACUACAGCCAAUCACAGCCCUCUACAACCAGGGAGAUUGAGUUGUUGACUGAAAGUAGUUCCCCUGACUGACCACUCCCAGCCUUGUCUUGAGGAUUGUCCAAGUUGAACUCACUGUGUCAAGUCUGAUUCAUACUGUGGACCCUUAUCACUGUCCUUUGGCCUUUGUUUUGCUCCUUAAAUGGAUGUACAGUAUCCUAUCAGCAUCUGAUACAAGACCAUGAGUCAAGAUCAAGGUUUCUCCACUCCACGUUACUGCUGUGCCCUUUGACAUCUGUUUGAAAAUGGAAUGGCUGUAGAAACAGGUUUGCAGUCACUUUCACUGACAGCACUAUCCUGGCCGCACCGUAUGUUGUACGUAUGUCUCUAAAAAACCUGGGGUAUGUAAUUUCUCACUUAUCCCACAGUGCAAAGGAUUUUAUUUUAGUCCUCACUGUGGUUUUCGUUAUUUUCUGAAACCACAGCUGUAUAUUUCCACAUACACAUUAUUUUCCUUUACGUCACAGACUAAGUGUACCUCCAGGCAUAAGGAGAUUGAUAUUUGAGGACAUUUUGGAUAUACAGGAAAGAAGUCUUUAGGUCACAAGCUGUUUAGAAAUUAUUGCAGACCAGAAACUCAUUCAUGGCAACACACCCAAAUACAAAUAAAUGUCCCUGCAGAAACUGUCAGGCAAUAUCAAUAUUUCAUACGUACAUUUCAAG